UUCUCUGCUCCGCCGCUCUGCACUGCUCCGCCGCUCUGCACUGCUCCGCCGGCUUCCUCACCAUCUCAUUGCUUCUCAAGACAUUGGGCUUCCAUCUGGAAAAUCACUUUUCCGAAUUCAAGCUGAGCGAAUUUUGUGCCUUCAACGAUUGGCAGCUCAAUCUGUAAAUGAAGGCCACGUUCUUCCAACAGGGCACUAUACCUUGUGUGUCAAGAGAUGGUAGAUUUAUAAUGGAAACUCCAUACAGGGUACGAGUUGGCGAUCCAACUUUUCUGGGUUAUUUCAUUGAUAAGGGUGUGGCGGCAGCUGCUAAAGUUGUUCGAAAGGCAUACCCACAAGAGAAAGUUGGUGUUUUUGUUCAACGAGGUAAAGGUGGACCCAUCUCUGUGGUUGAGUACAGUGAAAUGGACUCAUCACUAGCAAGUGCAAUCAAUCAGACAACUGGCCGACUUCGCUUUUGUUGGAGUAAUGUUUGCCUGCACAUGUUCACUUUAGAUUUUCUGAACCAAGUAGCAAACGGCCUUGAGAAAGACAGCAUUUAUCAUCUUGCAGAAAAGAAUAUUCCUUCAAUCCAUGGACACACUGUAGGAUUCAAAUUAGAGCAAUUCAUAUUCGAUGCAUUUCCUUAUGCGCCUUCCACCGCACUCUACGAGGUUUUGCGCGAAGAAGAAUUUGCACCCGUGAAAAACGCGAAUGGAUCAAAUUUCGACACUCCAGACAGUGCUCGUCUGCUUGUCCUUCGUUUGCAUGCUCGUUGGGUGGUUGCUGCCGGAGGCUUCUUGACUCAUUCUGUGCCCCUAUAUGCUACUGGUGUGGAAGUUUCGCCUCUUUGCUCGUAUGCUGGAGAGAACUUGGAGGCCAUCUGCCGUGGACGAACAUUUCAUGCUCCCUGUGAAAUUGCGUUUUAGAUUUUAUCUUUUAUCGUUCUUUUUUCUUUUUUUUUUUGGUUCAUUCGAGGCUCUGUAUAUUGCGUUUGAGGAUGAAUUUGGGCUGAAUUUUUAUGUGAUAUGUGCUGAUAGAUACUUUGAUUAUAAAGAUAUAUGCAACUCACAGAAUAAGGAUUUCGUUUUGAACUUUUUAACUGUAAAUUGCUUGUUUAUGAUGGUCCGAUGGACUUCACUUUGUGCCUCUUACCUAAG
Molecule: messenger RNA, 1139 nt
Organism: Striga asiatica
Lineage: Eukaryota; Viridiplantae; Streptophyta; Magnoliopsida; Lamiales; Orobanchaceae
Source: the annotation of a GenBank genome assembly